Messenger RNA from Mizuhopecten yessoensis (Yesso scallop), 1033 nucleotides. RefSeq lists its product as uncharacterized. NCBI's taxonomy places the organism in Eukaryota, Metazoa, Mollusca, Bivalvia, Pectinida, Pectinidae. The record is from RefSeq and is a predicted model, not a curated record. Bases 1 to 471 code for a protein of 156 amino acids. The transcript is spliced from 3 exons.
AUGGACAGUAAACGCCGCGUGAAGGUGACCAUUCAAGAUGAUUCUGUAGGUGUUCCUGAUCAGGAUCAGAUGUCGCCAUUUGCAUAUAUGGAUGCCUCAGCUCACCGGAUUAGGAAAGAUGCUGUCGAUAGUACAUGUACCACUGCCAGAAGGCAAGCUGACGCAUUGUCGCUUUGUAAUCUGCUUGGAAUCACAAUGGAAGAAGGCAAAACCGUUCAGGGUGUUUUAAAAAAGAUUAUCAACAUCCUUGACUUUCCACAACCAGCUAUAAAUCAGAAUUGUGACGACUCGUCCACAUCACUGAGUGUGCACCAUGACGCCAACUUAUCAGAGUCUAAGCCUCCUGAGCCCAAAUCAGAGGUAAAUCUAGUUUUUGUCUCACCAGUUAUGGCAGUGUGUUUGAAAUGUAGAAUGUGCAAGUUCCCUACUUUUAUGAAAGAGAAGCGAAUCAUUUACUUUUGUUGGAAUUAAUGGUGAAUGUAUAAAUUUGUUUCAUGUCUGACACGAUACGUGCACCAGACUCGGACAUAAUAAAAAAAGCUUUGCAAGCACGACCCAGCUAACAGAAAUCAUGUGACCGUAAAGCUUUAUUUGAUCUCUUUGAAUGUCGAGAACAUGAGUGACAAAUAAAUUAUAUGUGUACUUAUAAUUAUUGUUUAUAAAACUGCAUGUUUCUAUUUUUCCAACGUUUAGUGCAUUUUACAUGAAGUUGUCAUCAAAUGUAAGUGUCCAGAGUGGUGUCAAAACAUAGUAUAUAUGUCACCUGACAGGGAGAUAAAACAUCGUAUUCCCCUCACUAUACAAAAUUACCCUAUGACGUCCUAAUUCGGCAGGAUUGUCUCCCUUUUUGUUGUCUAAAAAACAGCAGCAGACAAGUGUUGCCAUGAUGUGGAAAUCUUGUUUUAGGUAUAAUAAACACGUUAUGGCCCUGGUUCUCUCAGCUGCCAUAUUUCCUGAGGGCCAUGAAUGCAUAUAUUGCACUGCAACCAGGGCCAUAAAUUGUUUAUUUUACCAAAAACAAGAUUUCCACCAC